AUGAACUCGGACGUGCAUCGUCAUCAAGCCCAUCCACCACUUGCCCAGCACGGCGUGCACACGGGCGCGCAGAACGUCGGCUGCGGCUGGUAUUCCGCGUCGACAGCGCCCGCGCCCACUGCACCGGCGCGUCUCAAGCGAACGCAGCCGCCGCACCAGCUGCCGUCCGGAGGCGGAGUUGUUAGCAGUAAUGGUCCACACGUGCCUCUAUCGCCCACAUCCCUACAAAAUUCUAUUCAAACAAACCUGUCGUACAGUGCGAAGUGUGACAUUGCGUUGGGUCAACAGAACGUGAUGUCGACGUCUGUGCGAGCGGCCGCACCCACCGGCCCCGCCCCCACACCGUCCGCCAUGCACACGUCGCAGACCACGACAGUGGUGAGCAAGGGCGCUAGCGACAUCCUGGUCAACUCUUCAACGCAGAAUCCGCCCUCCGCCGCCAACAGGCUCGUCAACAUGACGCAGUGGCCGUGGCACCACGGCGCGAUAUCGCGGGAGCGCGCCGAAGCGCUGCUGUCUGGCUCGCCGGACGGCGUGUUCCUCGUGCGCGAGAGCACCAACUUCCCCGGCGACCACACGCUCUGCGUGCGCUUCCGAGGCCGCGUCGAGCACUACCGAGUAAAAUGGGCAACAGCUCCUGAUAGCCAAACACAACGUCUGACUAUCGACGAUGAAGAGUUUUUCGACAAUAUGACCGAUUUAAUACACCAUUAUCUUCAAGACGCAGACGGCCUCUGCACAAAAUUGGUCCGGUGCUUACCUAAAGCAUCACUCAACGGUGCCAACAAUAAUGGUGUCUUACAACCGCCUUAUCCACCGCAUCCACCUCAGCCCCCGCCGUACCCGCCGACGCCAAGCGUGGCGCACUUCCCGGCGUAUGGCGCGCAGCCGCCGGCCGCCGCGCCCGCCGCCCCCUCCACCGACCAGCCCGACGGCGUCAACAACCACCAAAAGUUCGUCGAUGCGCGCUGGAUGAUUCCUGAACGUGAUCUUGAGAUAAGAGAGAAUAUUGGCAAAGGCGAGUUCGGUGAUGUAAUGCUGGGAAUAUUAAACGGCAAUCAGAAGGUGGCCGUUAAGAUACUGAAAGACCGAGAGGCUGCUAGCAAGUUUCGCGCGGAAGCUAGUGUUAUGUCUUCGUUGAAACACGAGAACUUGGUCCGGCUGCUGGGUUGCGUGGUGUUCAGCUCGAACGGCAGCACGUGCAUAGUGACGGAACACUGCGCGCAGGGCUCGCUGCUGGAUUACUUGCGGAGUCGCGGGCGACACUACGUCACGCAGCUCGACCAGAUAAACUUCGCGUACGACGCGUGCUGCGGCAUGGAGUACCUGGAGCGGCAGCGGGUGGUGCACCGCGACCUGGCGGCGCGCAACGUGCUCAUCUCGGCGGAGGGCACGGCCAAGGUGGCGGACUUCGGGCUCGCGCGCCCCGAGACCGCGCCCGAGGACCCCGCCGACGCCGUGCGCCUGCAGGCCAAGCUGCCCAUCAAGUGGACCGCGCCCGAGGCGCUCAAGUACAACAAAUUUUCAAACAAGUCAGAUAUGUGGAGUUUUGGAAUUCUACUUUGGGAGAUUUAUUCAUUCGGAAGAGUGCCAUAUCCAAGAAUUCCGCUGGCGGAGGUGGUGCGGCACGUGGAGCGCGGGUACCGCAUGGAGGCGCCGGAGGGUUGCCCGGGCGGGCCGUACGACGUGAUGCGCGCCGCCUGGCACGCCGACCCCGCGCAGCGCCCUACCUUCGCCGCCGCACGCCUGCGCCUCGCCGCGCUGCGCGAUGCUGCGCACCACGCGCACCCGCAGCACGCGCAGCAUGCGCCGCAGUAA
This is a messenger RNA of Parnassius apollo (apollo), 1818 nucleotides long. The record is from the annotation of a GenBank genome assembly. NCBI's taxonomy places the organism in Eukaryota, Metazoa, Arthropoda, Insecta, Lepidoptera, Papilionidae.